Molecule: messenger RNA, 705 nt
Organism: Ascochyta rabiei
Lineage: Eukaryota; Fungi; Ascomycota; Dothideomycetes; Pleosporales; Didymellaceae
Exons: 1
Coding region: 1-705 (234 amino acids)
Molecular function (GO): nucleic acid binding
Source: RefSeq, a predicted model, not a curated record
AUGCCGCCUGCGAUGGCAACACCUCAAGACGAGCACGAUGAAGAAGACCCCCGCUACGACGAUGCUGAUGUCUCCACCCUCCCCUUCACCUCGCACCCCGCCUACGGCCGUGGCCUCUGGAAAAACCCUAUUGCUUUUGUCGCCGCAGCACCAGAGUUGCCCCCUGCGCCUUCGAAUCCAGUAGACGGGCAGUCAAUAGCGCAGAAAUAUCUUGCCAUUAUGUUCCCCAAUGGCCAGCCGCAGCCACAGCCAGACACAUACCCACUGUGCGGCAUCUGCGGUGAGCCAGUCAAGGAGACUGACCACCGCAUUCACUUCCUGAGCCCAGCUCACCAGGCCGCCCUACCACGCGCGCCUAUACCGUCGGCAAUAGAUCGCACGCGCAUGGGGCUGAAAUACAUGCAGAAUUACGGCUGGGACAUCGAUGCGCGGAUGGGACUUGGAGCGAGAGGGGACGGAAUGCUGUUCCCACUAGUGCCCAAGGCGAAGAGAGAUAAAUUGGGGCUAGGAGUGGACAAGAAGGCUGAGGAGAGGAGGAAAAGACUCGUCAACGGCAAGGGGGUAGCUCAGCCGGGGGAGAUUAGGCUAGAUGCCGGCAAGAUCCAGAAGCUGGCCAAAGUGGAGAAAAGAAAACAUGAUAAGCUGCAGAGGAUGUUUUAUGGCAACGACGAAGUGGAGAAGUAUCUGGGCGAGUUGGGUGGUUAG